UGACGAUUGUACUGUAUGAUCAUGUUCUGUUUUCUGCUUUCAUUAUUAGCAGUAAUGUGGAGAGAGAGAGCACAGCUGUUGAUCAGUAAAGCGUAUUUCCUCCUAGGCGUGUCUGUCUGAGCCAGGCUGAAACUUUCACUUCUGCAGUGCUUCAAUCAACAUGUUUGUGUUAGACAUGAGCUUCUACAGUCACGCGUACUCCGACACGACCGAUGAGCUUGCGACUUUGGGGUGGUACCACUAUGACCUGUCCCGUCAUGCUGCAGAAGCCCUCCUCUUGUCCAAUGGCACUGAUGGAAGUUAUCUCCUGAGAAACAGUAAUGAGGGACCAGGCUGCUUUGCCUUGUCUGUCAGGGCCAAGGAUUCGGUCAAGCAUUUUCACGUGACACGCAAAGAUGGUGGCUAUGCAUUUGGCUUCAAUGAGUUUGCAACCCUUCAAGACUUUGUCCAUCACUUUGCAAACCAGCCUCUGCUGGGCAGCGACACAGGAACUCUAAUCGUACUGAAGAGUCCGUACCCAUGGCGUGUGGAGGAACCGUCUAUCUACGAGUCUGUGCGAGUUCACACAGCCAUACAGACGGGCCGCACAGAAGAUGACCUUGUGGCCAAUGCACCAUCGCUGGGCACAAAAGAAGGAUAUCUGGUGAAACAAGGAGCGAUUGUGAAGAACUGGAAACAGAGGUGGUUCACACUGAACAGAUAUGAGCUCAAAUAUUUCAAAGACAAAAUGUGUGAGGACCCCAUUAAAACACUGGAUCUGACAGCCUGCUCUGCAGUCCAGUUUGACUAUUCUCAGGACAGAGUCAACUGCUUCUGCCUGGUGUUUCCUGAGAGAACAUUUUAUCUUUGUGCAAAGACGGGUGUGGAGGCAGACGAGUGGAUCAAGAUUCUGAGGUGGAAGCUGUCCCAGAUGAGAAAAGGUCGAUGAUUGCCAUCAGUGAAAACACACACUAUGGACAAAAGCCCCAUCUUCCAAGAGGGUGUGACAUCAGCUGGAUGAAGAAUGAAGAAAUAUGGUCAUGUCUGGAAAAUGAACUUGCUCAUGAAAAACACUGGUACACACUUCCCUGAGUGGACUCUACAUAGGAUGCUAAUUUGGGUGGGACUCCAUUUUGCUUCAAGACAUUCAAUUUUUCAAAUUGAUCUAAAGAAAAUGAGGGCUUGAUGUUAGCAACUGAAAUCCUUAAAUCCUGCACCCUUCGCUGACUUCGAUAAAGUGUGUGCCUGAGUGCAAGAGGCAUGAAUAGGAAUUAGAUAGGACAUAUUCCUACCAUAGCAAAUAAUUAAGAUUAAAAGGUGCUAUAGAGAUCGGGACAUCACGUCACUCAGUAUUUAUUAACUGCUAUCAGCCUAAGAUGUGGCAAAAUGAACAGGAUCGGAGCUGGAUUCAACCUGUCAGAGUUCAGUGUUCACUUUAAAUCAACCGAGAUCGACCGAUAUAUAUCGCAAGACAGACAGAAAGUAUUUGAUCAUUAUAAUGCCCCAGAUGUGCUUUUUGCAAGUUUGGUACCAUAACAUCAGGACGUUAUAUCAGACCUGCAGUAUCCUGACAUCUUCAACUUCCUGAUAAACUUCCCUUCAUCUUACUCCAAAGAGUCACUGAAGGCUUAUAAGAGCUUGGAGGGAAACAAAUGGAUUCAAUCUGGCUUUGAAACAAACAUUCAACAAGAUCAAUCACAGGGCAAUUCAGAGAGAGCAGGGGCUCCUAUUGGCUGUUUCACUGCACCUACUACUACUAUACAGGUCUCUCUAAUUAAAUAAUAUCUAGUCCAGCACAACAGUUGUUUGCACCCUGCAAAAAAGAGAAGGAUUCUAAGAGUCACAAAACGUGUUUAACUGGUAUUGAAAUAACUUUAAUUAAACUCAAUCAUUUUAAUUUGGUGAAAGUGGAAACUUCUUUUCAGUUGUUUUUUUACUUAAAGAGUGGUCGAGGGAUUAUUUAAAAAUAAUGGCCUUAUUGCCAUCUAAAGAAAGUAAUAGCAUAAUCUUACAUUCCUGUAAUUAUUCUCCUACCACAUGGCUCUUCUUGGGGUUUCUUUAAUUUUUCUUUCCAGUUAAUGGGUUUUUUGGGGAGUUUUCCUGACCCGAAUCCAGGGAUGUAGGCAACAAUGCAAAAGGACUUCUGUAGUAUCUGAUGUAGAUGAACACAUUAACACAGCUACAUUUUGUCUCGAAUAAGUUAGAGAUGUGUAUUCCAUUGCAGUUGAAAAGUAACCAGGAAAUUCCUCAUGGGGGUCACAAGUAUGACCCAGGACAUAUUUUAUGACACAUUUAUGGGCCAAUUCUGGGCCCGUCCUAGAAAAGGCUUUUUUGAAGAAACGCAGAUACUCCCUAUAUAAUAAGUGGUUCCAAGGUCAAAUCUGUUGUUGAUUCUCUAAUAUUUACGAUAUGUUUACAUUGAAGAGUAGAUGUAUGUUCUGAGAAGCUGUCCUUCUAUAUACUGAGACGUGGUACCUAAAGACAGAAGGGCACCAUUGUUUGUCUUCUCUGUCCAUCACAAGGAGGGGCUUCUAGACUGAAGAUAGAAUACCUAAAAUGGACAAAUGUGAAGUAUAAGAUGAUGAUGUCAGAGAAACCCUUAAAAGUAUGCUCCUAUGCAGGCAGAAUUGUUCAGAGAUUCGGCAAGAACACGUUUUCCCAAGCUGCUGCAGCGCUCAGUCUGAUGCUUGACUUAACCAAAUAAAAUUCCUUUUGUUCGGUACAA
This is a messenger RNA of Solea senegalensis (Senegalese sole), 2704 nucleotides long. It is a transcript of the gene dapp1, whose product is annotated as dual adaptor of phosphotyrosine and 3-phosphoinositides. Lineage: Eukaryota; Metazoa; Chordata; Actinopteri; Pleuronectiformes; Soleidae. Bases 161 to 928 code for a protein of 255 amino acids. The transcript is spliced from 9 exons. The record is from RefSeq and is a predicted model, not a curated record.